CUCUCCGUACGUCGCGCUCCAACCUGGACGUGAAUGCCUCGGGCCGACUGUUGUGUGCGCGUUUCGCGAACACCCGCGCGUGAGUGCUCCUCUCCUUGUGUAUGAGUGUCGCUCUCUCUCUCGCUCUCUUUAUCUCGAAUCGUGUGCGUGCCUAUGUUUGCCUGUGUCCGAGAGUUCGUAUGCCAAAUGUGUGCAAUUAUUCGUGCAUUUAACGAGUCAGAGAUCCAGCCCGUUUUCGCACUCCCAUGCGGACACCCUUUGCUGUUGUUUUUAUCGUAGAUGCUCCCGAGCUUCGCUCAAACGCUGCUCAAAAGUUCGCACGUCGCGUGUUAAAGAUGCAUUAGUGGAUUAGCGACGAUACUCCUCCAUCUACCUCGAGCCGUGGCUCGCUUUAGCGAACGACGAACAGCCGCUUCUCUACACGAGCUUUCCAGACCUCCGAGACUUCACGCUUCGCCUCUCUAUCGCCAAUAAGCUGGAAGCUCAACUCCAGUGACUUUCGGUGGACGAAAACAAUGUUGUUCAACCACAUGCUCGUGUUUGUUUAUAUUUUUUUAAGUUGGACGUUCCUCUCGAAUGUUUUGUAAAAAUGAGUCUCUGUUGUGGCUCACAAUGGCGUAUGAAUAAAGAGGUGUAAAUAUGCACUUUCAGUUGGAACGAUAGCGAUAAAUGUGAGAGCGUCGACGUGCACGUUUGAACGAGGGAUUGAAAAGGGUCUGGUCUGCUCAGAAUUGAGGAUGGACCGCCGUUUCGGUUCGAUGUACAAAAGGGACAUGAGCGAGACGAGAUUGUCGCGAUACCGUCGGAAUUUCGAGUGGUCAAAGUUCCCGGCGGGCGUAUGGAGCAUUUUCAUACCCGUUGAAUCGGUCUCGUCGUCAUGCCGCGAGCGAAUCGGCCUGAGGGCGCUUCCAAAGUUCUUCCUUUAAAUUGUAUCCUCCGACCGAGCGACUCGCGAGCCUGUGAUUAGUGCGCGUAACCGGUGGAGAAAAUAUAACACGACGGAUCGGUGAAAGUGAAUUUAAAAAUAAACACUGCGCGGGGAGUGGCCGGGCCAGCGGAAAUAUCCGCAGGGAGAAAAUGCAUCACGGAACAGCAUACGGCACCGGGCCGCAGGAGCGCGUACACCAGGUACCGAGGACAGCCACCGGCACUCUCGAAAGUACAAAAUGCCCGUACGAAACUUAUCAGGCUCAAAUACCCGACUGCUGCGCUGCUGCUGCCGCUGUCCAAGACCCUUAUCCGAGACCACCGAGCGGCUAUGACGGUCGCUGUUACAACGACUGUCCUGGAGUCAGAGCUCCGUAUCAGGAUGAAUCGUACGCCCAGGACGUUCCAGGUGGUCUGCAUCGGCCCCAGUCGAGGCUCGGGUACGACGAGCGGCCCCAAUCUCGAGUCGAUUACACCUCCGAGUCGAGGUGCGCAAGUAGGCUCGGCUACGACGACACGGGCGGGGGUUACUUGGAUCAGAGCGAUCCGAGAAUGUAUUGCACCGGUAGCUACUGCAUGGGCGACACGAUGAUGGCGACAGCCAGAGGCGUUUGCGGCGAGGAGGUUGAGCUCGACAUGCGAAGACACAUACAAGCUUGCGCCUGCACUUGCAAUCACAUGGGUUACGGGAAUUACAUGGACUAUCAGACAACGUGCCUAACAGAACUGCCAGACGUUGCACCGUGCAACGGAACAGUGCGAUUGCCACCGCCCUGCGAAGACUCACCGAGCAGCGGAAGUAGUAAAGACCGCAGGGAUCAGACCCCUCGGAAGAGAUGCCGCGUAUUAGCGCCUAUUCUACUACUCGUCGGUGCUCUUCUUCUCGGUGGCUUAUGCUUACCUCUCUUGUUACAAUCGGCGCCUGCCACUCACCAACAAAGGCUCGACGUUAUCAGAAGGAUUCUCACCGAAGUUCCUCUCAUCGAUGGGCACAACGACCUGCCGUGGAACGUCCGAAAAUUCGUGCACAAUCAACUAGGCGAGGUGAACCUGAGUAGCGAUCUCGGACGAGUCGAUCCUUGGGCCCGAUCCGAUUGGAGUCACACCGACAUCCCGAGAUUACGGGCCGGACUCGUCGGAGCGCAAUUCUGGUCAGCGUACGUACCAUGCGGAGCGGCCCAAUUGAACGCGGUUCAAUUAUCACUUGAGCAAAUCGACGUGAUUCGGAGGCUAGCUGAAAUGAAUGCUCAACACUUGACCCUCGUAACAUCGGUCAGAGGUUUAAUCGAGGCCCAUCGAGAGGGCAAGAUCGCAAGUCUAAUCGGAGUGGAGGGUGGUCACUCUCUCGGGAACAGCCUCGGAGUCCUUAGAACGUUUUAUGGUCUGGGGGCUCGGUACCUGACGCUCACUCACGCCUGCGACACGUCCUGGGCAGUCUGUUCUGUUGGCGAGACGAACAGUACGCAGGACCACAUCCCGGGCCUGAGCGAAUUUGGGAAGGCGGUCGUGAGAGAGCUGAACAGACUGGGAAUGCUCGUCGAUCUGUCUCACGUUUCAACGAGGACCAUGAGAGCGGCGCUGCAGACUACGAGGGCACCGGUGAUUUUCUCUCACAGCGCGGCUCGUGCGCUCUGCAAUUCCAGCAGAAAUGUGCCAGACGACGUGCUCAGAAAUCUGGCGAAAAACGGAGGCGUUGCGAUGAUCCCUUUUUAUACGUACUUCAUAACGUGUAACAACACAGCGACAAUCAAGGACGUGAUCGCACACAUAAACCACAUAAGAAAAAUAGCGGGCAUCGAUCACGUCGGUAUCGGGGCGGGAUUCGACGGCAUAAACUUCACCCCAACUGGACUCGAGGACGUGUCGAGGUAUCCUCAACUAUUGGCGACUCUUCUCGAGGAUCCAACAUGGUCCGAGGACGACAUAAAAAAGCUCGCCGGCCUCAAUCUGCUAAGAGUGUUUGCCAGAGUCGAGCAGGUGCGCGACGAGUGGCAAAGAGCCGCUGUGUUACCGGUCGAGAAAAUAAGUCCUCCGGAUAAUUCAGCCUGUGCGUACGGUUCGUCCUGAUCCGUUUUGCGGAGCGUCGUCCCAGGAUUUUUAGAUUGGUCAAACUCGAUGAAGAUACGUCACGGACUGGAGGAGCUGAGGACUCGUGCUUACGUGAGACUCGACGAUAUUGGGCAGCUCCGCGGUCGCAUCCUAUGAAACUUCUGCCAAAAAUUCCUUCGUUCCUGCUCCUACUUCUUCAUUUCUUCCGAGCGUUAUCAUUUUUAUAUAUCUUACGACCAUUCCGGACUAUUGCGAUAAAGACGGAAGAAAAAACGGCCAGAAAUCGCAAAUUCUUCCUGCAAACGACAAAUCUUCGUUUGACUUCCAAGUUUCUUGGAUUUUUGCUUCCUCUUUCAAUGACAAUUACUCGAUCCGUUUCUCUCUCGAUCUCCGGAUACUUCGAGUACGACUGAAUAGUUUAUUUAACUCAACAAUCGAUUCUAACGUUUAUUUGUUUUUGAACAUCAAUUAUUCCAACGACUGACUGAAGAUUUUUCAUUUUUUGAAUUCUCACUCCCUCCCCCUCUCUGUCACGAUUUCCACGAUUUUGUCAACUUUGACAAUUUCGUUGUCACGCUGCAAGGUACAUUGAACCAGGAAGUAAAUAUCUCGUGAAAACUGAUGAUUGAAAAAAAUUGAAAAGCGAAUCACGCGAAUAUUGUAACGAAGCCAAAGAAUUCAUAGAUUUCGUAGACUGACAAACGAACCACUGAGAAUUCUGUGAAAGGAGUAUACCGAUAUCAACUAUGACGAAGGUUAACGAUAAUUUUCGCCGUUCAACUGCCAAUUUCUUUGACUGUUACGAAUCCGAGAUGGUGUAUUGUAAAAUGUGAGUGUGCGUGUGUGUGCGUUUAUGAGAAUGAGGCUAAAAAUCGUGUGAGAAAACCGAGUUUUCGGAGGUGAUAAAAGAUGAUGGGAUCGAGAAAAAAAAGCGUGUAAGAAUGACGAAGGCGUUGUUGAAACUUCGUGAAGGGAGAAAUCGGAGUGAAGGAUAACUCGAAAUGCAGCAGCUGGAUGAGGGGGGCGAGAGUCAACGGAAAAGAGCGAGGGACGCGCGUAGGCAAAGCAAAAGCAAAGUUGUGGAUUAUUGAAUUCUCUUAACCCUCCCAAUCGAUCGAGCAGACUGAACGAUGCGAACUCGAUUAGGCGCCAUCCACGCUCGAUGAACUUUGGCUCUUUCACCCACCCACCAAAACCACCGUUCCCGACGUUUCUCUCCUUCGUCUUAUUCGAUUAACGGACUCACUCUGUGCGCUACACGCCGAAAGGAAUCACAUGCAGCAAAGCAAUAUUCAGCGAUUAACUGUCCAGUGCUGCCACCUUUUUUCCCUUCUUCUUACUAAUCAACUUUACAAUCUCAUUUUCACCUAUUCGGCGUUUUGCUUAAAGAUUUUUCUGGUGAUGCUCGAAAACGUUCAUUUCAGUGAAGAAAAACACUUUCGUGGAGCUGCCACGAUCUCUUUGAAGGCUUCCAAACCACUUUUUAUUGCUCUUGGCUUAUUUUUUAUUUCUUAAUCUCAUUUCCCUUCCUCAGGCAUUCCAUUCUUUUCUCACACAUUCCACGACUCACUGAUUUUUCUCAACAAUCAUUUUCUUCGCGAUUGAGAGACAAAGUAAAGCAUCAUUUUAAUGCCGUGAUCGAUUUCUUGGAUCGGUCAACUUGUCGUACUGUAAUCCACUGUGCAAUGUCGGAAUACGCGAGCUCUCUUGCGUCUAUCAAUGUGAAAUGAUAAAAAAAUCAUUUUAAAAAAAUGAAAAAAAAAAAUAAAAAGAAAAGAAAUACGAAAUAUACGAAAGAGGAGAAAAUACGAUCCGGGCGUGCAGCCUCGAGCCUUGUCGCAAUAUAAUGUAAGAUGAAAAAUUAAAAAAAUGAGAGCAAGAAGAAGUAAGAAAAAAUAAGAUACAAAAACAUGUGAUUUUUUCCAACGUGUAUUUUACACAUUUUUUCAUCUUUCGGAGCUUUUUCUCCGAGUCGCGGUUACAUUUUGUAAUGGCUGUCGAGAUUUAUUGAACAGCAAAACAUUUGAUAAAUGCUAAUUGGGUAUCUUAACGAUAAUGCAAUUAAUCGACGUUUCAAUCUCGGCGCUUACAGCAAUGAACAAUUACAUCACCGAGAACAAAUUUAUAAUAUUAAAAAUACAUUUGUAACGUGUGUGAUCGAGGGAGAGCGAAAUAUUGAGUAUUGCGACUACAGGACUGUUCGAAAACACUGUUUUUUUUUUACUUUCUCCUCGACACCGAUCGAGCUCGACGCGAAAGAUCCGAAUCGCUUGAAAUUCGUAACGAACCUUCGAAGUUAUCCUCGAGUUUGGUUGUGUCGAGAAAAAUAACAAAAAUUUUAUGCAAAAGGAUGAACAAAAAUACGAUUUUUCGAUAAUUCAAUUAGCCAUUCGAUGCACCAAAAAUAAACAAGGGAUUGCGUAUACUUAUAAGCCUUUACUGACUAUUUAUCUUGCAUGCAUAGUUCGAUAUCAUUCUACACACAGCAAGAAUUUCAGUCGUUGACGAAAUUCAGCAGAAUCAAUCGUUUCCUUUCAUUAGCCGAAAAACUUGAAAUGUUUGGCUUCCACGCGUUUGUGAAAUGAAAAACGAAGAAAAAAAAGAAACAAGAGAAAAUUGAAUGAAUUUAUUGGAAUGUUUCUAGAACAAUUGAAUGACAGGAUUUUUUAGAUUUUUCUAAAUCAGUUUGUCGAGGCUGGUUUUUCGAAUUCCGGCGUAAGCGAACGCGAUAUUCAAAGUGACUCGAUGACUGAGAGCAAUUCACCUCGCCAAAUUUUCACAUUCAAGUAAAUUUUUACUUCCACUUAACAAAAUGAUGAAAAUAUCGUUGCUAUCUGGAGGCGAAGACUUUUAUAAGUAGAUUCAGCUAAAUAAUUCCGUUCUCUUAUCGACGGAGGCUCGCGAGAAAGCAUUUUGUCGAGCCGCCAUAGAGAACACUGAGUUGACUUCGAAGAGCCUCGAGUUUCCAAGUGUAUUCCAAAGGUCAUAACUGAUUCGUUGAAGCAAGUUAAUUCCUCUGAUUUUCUUCCCCUUCGAUGAUUGUGCAGGUGAAUGGAAAGAAAAAAGAAACAAACGAGAAUGCGAUUAAUCAAAGCGAGAACAAAAACGAUGUUGAAAGGAUUGAAAGUACACGAGGGGAUAGUCAAAUUCCACGAUAAAAACGUAGGAAAUUAAGAAUAAAGAUAGCGAGAGUUUCGUGUAGAUGAUUUUAAAGAAAUUGAAACAAAUAAGAAACCAAAAAACCGUAGUAAAGAAUUAUACGAAAAAAAAAGUCGAGAAGAUAAAGAAGAAACGACAUUAAAAAAAAAAAAAUCCAAAAAAAUUCAAAAAAAAUCCAAAAAAAUGGAGAAUCUAACAAAUAAAAAGUCCAGGUGUGAAGGACCAGUGCGAUGACGGAUUGCUGGUAGGCCAGCACCGAAACAAUUAUAAUUACAAAGGCAAAGAAAAAAUAAACAAAAAUUUAGAAACUUUUCCGCCUCGCGGAAGUGUUCAAUGCGCAGGAACGUUUAGUAAACAAAAAAAAAUAAACGAAGCAAACAUUUCUUCGUCUUUUCACUUAUAAAAUAAAAAGAGAGAGAGAGAGAGAGAAAGAAAGAGAAAAAAAAUGGAAAAAGUGAAAACAUAAAUCCUCGGUGUGAGGACAAAAUUGAUUACAAAUAUAACCAAUUAAUAAAGAAAAUUCAUAAACGUAAUAAUAAACAACACACAACUGCCUAGAUCUCAGAUUAACAUUAUACUAAUUAAUAAUAAGUCCAAACGCACAAAGGACAAGUUUGGAGACGUAUAUAGAUAUUAUAAGUAGAUAUGAACAUACAUGCAUAUAUAUACAUACAUACACAUAUGUAUAUGUGUAAUUAUCGUAAGUACGUAUAUGUAAAUAAUGAAAGAAAAAAGAAAAGAAGCCUUUCACUCGACUCUCGAGAGGCUUGACGAUGAGAAAAUUUUUAUUAAGUGCUAAUCAAGAGUCUGGCUUUGAUAAAAGCGUACCCACGACUAGAUUACUAUAGAGAUAUAUAUGGAGAAAUUGUAUCUCACGAUGAUUACUUAAACGAUUGAGAGAGAGAGAGAGAAAGAGAGAGAGAGAGAGAGAGAGAGAGUGCGUGCGCGUGAGGGCUCUUUGCCUGGCUGUUUUAAGGGUGAAUGCUCAUUGAGAGAUCCAACAAAACCAACCCAAAAUGACAUAUAUAUUAAUAUAUAAUAUAUAUAUAUAUAUAUAUAUAUAUAUUAUGUAUUAUAAACAUUCACACACACAUACACAUACACACAGACUCGAAGGGACAUAUUGUGCGAAGUAGAUUUGUUUGGAUAGAAAAAUGUCGAAAAAAUUUCGCGAAUAAACUCUGUAAAGUUAUUCCAUCGCGAGUUUCUCAACGUAUAUAUGCGCGUGUGUGAGAGUGUGGGGGGCUGCUUGCGGGGAACUGUUCGAACGCGUUUAAAUGAUGACACUGUGAGAGUCAAGACACGUUACUCCAUUCGAAAAGAGUGAUUAUCACUCGAGGAAUUAGAACGAGGUUAAGGAAUAUUGAUCUUUUAAGCUUCCUAAUAUGCAAUCGAAAAAUAAAUCCUUGUAAAUGCACGCGUACACGCAGACCUUUUUUGUCAGCAAAGCAAUCUUUCCUCGGGUCUCGCAAUACUUUUUUAAAUCGAUUUUCAAAUGGCGAUUCUUCUCAAUUUUCGUUGGUGCUUCUUGACGCUCUUGAAACUUUGUUUAGUCACUUCUGGGACGUUCGUACGAUGAAAGUUGUUCGGUUUUUUUCCUAAAUUGUAAAUGCGGAGCUCGCUGUUUGGUUUCCGAUACUUUUCCCAUCACUUCUCGUGCCAAAUGUUUCUUCCUACGGUUCAGUCUCGGCUGAACACUUUGCAAGGAAUUAUUGGGCGAAAAAAUACUGAAUUGCUGAAUUCGCUGGAAUGGGGCUUAGAAAAUUCGACGAAGCUUGACGAAUCGCUGGAAUAUUCGUGGACUAAUAACGAAUUUCGGAGUCUGAGAGAGCAAACGUCGAGAAUUGCCUGAUUGCUGACGAGAAAAUGAGAGCCGUGUACGCGUGUGAAAUUUCGACGAGACGCACGUGACAAUACGGCAGAAGCCUGCUGUUCUAACUCGCUCAGCGCUCAAUCCACAAAUCGACGAGACUCUAUUCUGGAAAAAUAGUUUAAAGAAUCGUUUGACGAAGGAGGCGAAACAAGGGGAAAAAGCGGAGUAGAGAUCGCCCGCGCCUUAAUUUUCGGAGGGCGGAGAGUCGCACGGAAAUUGUCACGCGUCCUCCGUCAACAAAGAUUAGACAAAUCCUUAGUGAAGAAAGCAACAAAGUGAAAAAUAACGAAAAUAAAGAUUCAGAAAUUGAAUUAGUUAGCGCGGAAUAAACUUUAGGUCGCGGGGACCCGGAUGGGGGGACUAUGAAAAAAAUUAAGUAACUCACACCCACAGACACACGCUCUUAGCUGAUAAACUAUUUAAACAGACAUAAGUUUCAGUUUUCGUUUGAUGUUAGACGUACAAGAGGGAAAAUGCCCCAUUCCAAUGCAAAUAUAGGAUUGAUGGAAAUCGAGCGGUGACUGUGAAGCCAAAAUGUUCACUCCCUCGCCAGAUAACUCAUUCGAAAAUCCCCCAUUUAAAAAAAAACCCCCAAAAUACUAAAUUACGAAACCCCCAGCAAUGAAAUACGAAUUGACAAAUUUCUUGGAUCGAGCAGCGACGAGUUUGACGCUGCCAAAUUGCCAAAAGGAAUCCCGAAACCCUUCGAAUCGUUGGGAACCAACCUCCCAAUGUUUCUUCCCAAAAGAAGGAAAAUCAAAGGCCCAAAAUGGGAAAAUAAUCACUGAAAAUUUGAGCUCGAUUUCUUGCACAGUCAAUUGCACUUCGUCUGGUCAUAUACUCAUCUCUCUCGCGUAAUGGUUGUGUAAAGGAGGCCGAGCGUAAAUAAAUGUUUCGUUGUUUUCGACAUCCUCAAUUGAGUCGCUUUUCCAAGUGCAAUAUCGCGUACGACGACUACGACGAUGACGAGAGAAAAGCGAACGAAAAGAAACUUGUGUAAGUGAGAGAGAAAGCGUGCUGGUGUAACUAGAAAAUAUAAAUAUAUGUGGGAGAGAAUGGAAUGCGUGAUGGGCUGUCGACGAAGAGAUAUGCACGAUUUAAUUCCGUUCCGAUUGCUCUUUUCAUUCGUUCACUCGUUUCGAUCAUUUUUUUUUCUUCGACGAAGCUUUUAUGCUUAUUUUCAUUGCACAUUCGUCGCCACGAUGGAAAAGCGAGAUUUGGAGUGGAAAAGAAUUUUAACUGUGUUACCUUAGACGACAUUGCUGGAACAAUGAUUUGUACGCCUUCUAUGAAGGACCCUAGAUGAACAUUAUGUUACCUAAUACCACGUAAGCACUUAUUAUCUAAUAAAUAUUAUUUACAAAAGGUGAA
Molecule: messenger RNA, 9379 nt
Organism: Venturia canescens
Lineage: Eukaryota; Metazoa; Arthropoda; Insecta; Hymenoptera; Ichneumonidae
Product: dipeptidase 1-like
Exons: 13
Coding region: 1078-2994 (638 amino acids)
Biological process (GO): proteolysis
Molecular function (GO): metallodipeptidase activity
Source: RefSeq, a predicted model, not a curated record